Molecule: messenger RNA, 2480 nt
Organism: Stylophora pistillata
Lineage: Eukaryota; Metazoa; Cnidaria; Anthozoa; Scleractinia; Pocilloporidae
Product: TNF receptor-associated factor 6-B
Biological process (GO): innate immune response; regulation of canonical NF-kappaB signal transduction; regulation of apoptotic process
Cellular component (GO): plasma membrane signaling receptor complex
Molecular function (GO): zinc ion binding; protein binding; ubiquitin protein ligase activity
Source: RefSeq, a predicted model, not a curated record
GAUAUGAGAGAUAGUAAGUGAUCGAUCCAGGUUUCUUCUUAGGCAGUGUACUGAUGGCUUUUUCCUUUACUGGGGAGGAGAAUUCCUCUUUAAUGCCCCUAUAUGCUCCAUUUGGACAUAUUCCAAAUGAACUCGACUCAACAUCUCGCUCCGAACUCGUGGAAGAGUUGAAAGGCUAUGAUGAAGAUUUUGAUCCGCCAUUAGAAAAAAAGCACAAGUGUUCCAUUUGUCAUCUAGGGCUUCGAGAACCAGUCCAGACGGAGUGUGGUCACAGAUUGUGUAGGAAAUGUCUCGAACCAGACACUUUUGCAAAACAGGAAAUACUGAAGUUGGAAGUUUUUUGUAAAGCAAAAGGUGUUGGAUGUCCUUGGAAAGGUCCCCUUUCAUUGUUAGAGGAUCAUUCCCAUAAAUGUCUCUUUUUUUGUGUUGAAUGUGAGCAUAACUGUGGUGUGCAGCCUGAAAGAAAAAAUCUCCAAUAUCACAUGGAAAGUGAAUGUUUGCUGAGGAAGAUUUUGUGUGAGCACUGUGGGGAUGCAGUUUCAUGGUGUGAAGUGGAGAAACAUUUUGGAAGCUGCCUAAAGUAUCCUGAGCAAUGCAAUGAAUGUAAACAAGAGGGUAUACAGAGAGGCAAGAUGAAAUUCCACUUACAACACCAUUGCCCAAAUGUAAAGAUUAAGUGCCCAUUCAAUCAUGUGGGAUUAUGUGAAUUUGAGGGCUUUCAAUCUGAUGCAGGGGAACACCUUGUGGAAGAACAUUUAAGUCAAAUCAUGGAUUUGAUGAAAAUUUUUCUCAUCUAUCACAAGGAGGUCAUGCAGAGAAAUGCUUUAAAGGAAACAGAGGUCAAAUUAAAGGAUGAAAAUAACAUUUCUUUUGAAAAACAGGCAAAUUGGAAUCAACGGCUGGAAAGUGAAGUGGGUGACAUGCAAGAAACUCUUCAUGAGCAUUCCAAUGAAAUUGACCUGUUAAGGCAUCAACUGAAGGAAACUCUUGACAGGGUACACAAACUGAAAGUAGAGGUGAAGUUGCUGCAGCAAGGGCAGCAACUUUGUAAUGGACAGUAUAUCUGGAAGAUAGAAAACAUGGACAGGUGUUGCCAGGAUGCUGUCAGUGGUGUAAGCCCAGUGAUGUACAGUCCAGGUUUUUACACCAGUCCAUGUGGGUACAAGAUGUGCUUGCGAAUUAAUUUAAAUGGUGUGAAGAGUGGAGUUGGUACACAUGUGGCCCUUCAUGUUCAUAUGAUGAGAGGUGAUCAUGACAAGCACUUAGAAUGGCCUUUUUCAAAAGGUUUCACCUUAUCUAUUGUGGAUCAGUCUGAGGGAUCUCUCCAGUACCACAUCACCAAAACUGUGGUAACCAAACCUGAACCGAGUGUCUUUCAAAGACCAGUACCUCCAUGGGAUGUUAUAAGCUCUGAGUAUUCUGGUUAUGAAAAUUUUGCACCAAUUGACAAGAUCCACAUGCCACAGUAUUGUAAGAACAAUACUUUGUUGGUGAAAUUUGAGCUAGUUGCCUGAUUAAUCCAGUGUUGUUAUGAACGGCUUGGAAUGUUCAUGAUACACUUCCUCUUAUUUCAGAGAGACUAGAAAGAACUGAAAAAACUGAACCAGCUAUGUAUUUUUAUAUUUUCAGCCAUAUAUUUUCUCAGUUUAUAAAUUUGUAACUAUAUAUACUUGGUGCAUUGUAAUUAUGUUCCGUGCUUAUACCCAUUAUAUUGCAAGUCAGACCAGAGAAUUUGUUUUUCUUUUAUUUUUCUUUUUUUAGCAAGAAAACAUCUCCCUAGUAGAGAAUUGUCCAUGAUGAAAAGGGAAACACAAGAGGCAUUACGCCAGCUUUGCCAUCUUGAGCUGAAAGUCCUUAAAGUUACCUGAAAUGCAAUUCAAACCAAUGUUCUCUUUUUGUUUCUGGCCUGUAUUUCAUUUUCAUGAAAUGAAUCCAACAAAGCAUUAAUGUAAAUCUACAUGCAAGUGCCAUGCACAGACACAUGCAGUUUUUCUUCCAUUAAGUGUUAUUUUAGGGUUUGCUUCAUUUGUUUACUUUUUUUUUUUUUUCGGUAGUAUUGCUUUAAUUUAUUGUGAUGAAAUUUAAUUUAGUUUAACUAAUUACAGGCACUUGUUUGAAAAACAGCCUCCAACCCUUCUUUUACUUGUUAUUCAUCUCUUCUAAUUAUGAUUUUAUUAGGGAGUCAGGAAUAAUAGAAACAGUGGGUCAUUUCAGCUAAAAGGAAUGAGUCUGACAAAUUCAUCUCUGAAGGUACAAGUAAAAGUACCAAUAAUCAAGGUCUGAUAUGCUUCUAUUAAAUAGCAGCAUAUUGUGUGUUAUUAUGGGUAUAUAUAUAUAUAACUAACAGCAGACAGUACUGCUUCAGCCUUCUGGGCCUCAUCAGAUAUAGAUAUAUAAUUUAUUAGACCUGUUUUAGACAUGUGCUAUAUCUUAUAUAUAUAUAUAUAUAUAAUAUAUAUAUUUAUGUAUAGAAAGUUUAA